Messenger RNA from Triticum turgidum subsp. durum (durum wheat), 1032 nucleotides. The record is from the annotation of a GenBank genome assembly. NCBI's taxonomy places the organism in Eukaryota, Viridiplantae, Streptophyta, Magnoliopsida, Poales, Poaceae.
AUGGUGGUCCUCGCGAAGCCGGCGGCGCUGGAGCAGAUCGCGCUGCUGAGGACGCCGGAGGCGUGGGAGAGCUUCUCGGGCGUCCCGGCCGUGGACCUGUCCGGCCCCGGCGCCGCGGCGGACGUGGUGCGCGCGUGUGAGCGCUACGGGUUCUUCAGCGUCGUGAACCACGGCGUGCCGGCGGGCAUGGUGGACCGGCUGGAGGCGGAGGCCGUCCGGUUCUUCGCGUCGUCGCAGGCGGACAAGGACGCGUCGGGCCCCGCCGACCCGUUCGGGUACGGGAGCAAGCGCAUCGGGCGCAAUGGCGACAUGGGGUGGGUCGAGUACCUCCUCCUCGCCAUCGAGCGCGACGCGCUCUCCAAGGCCUCCCCGGCGCCGACGUCGGCGCUGAGGGACGCGAUCAACGACUACGUGGGCGCCAUGCGCGGGCUGGCGAGGACGGUGCUGGAGAUGGUGGCGGAGGGGCUGGGCGUGUCGCCGCGGGGCGCGCUGGCGGACAUGGUGACGGGCGACGCGGCGAGCGACCAGGUGUUCCGGGUGAAUCACUACCCGCCGUGCCCGCUGCUGCAGGGGCUCCCGCCCAACUGCAGCGUGACCGGGUUCGGCGAGCACACGGACCCGCAGCUGGUGUCCAUCCUGCACUCCAACGGCACGCCCGGGCUCCAGGUCGCCCUCCACGACGGGCGCUGGGUGUCCGUCCCGCCCAACCGCGACGCCUUCUUCGUCAACGUCGGCGACUCCCUCCAGGUUCUGACGAACGGGAGGCUGAGGAGCGUGCGGCACCGGGUGGUGGCCGGCAACGGGCUCAAGUCGCGCGUGUCGAUGAUCUACUUCGGCGGGCCACCGCUGGCGCAGAGGAUUGCACCGCUGCCGCAGCUGCUGGCGGGGACGCAGAGCUUGCCCCUCUACAGGGACUUCACAUGGGGAGAGUACAAGAAGGCGGCCUACCGCUCUCGCCUCGGCGACAACCGGCUGGCCCCCUUCGAGGCGCCACCUGUCGCCACGCCACACGCCGACCGCCACCGGUCCUAG